AUGUCUAUCGACUUCAUAGCGGUGGCGUUCGACCAGAGCAUCAACCAGGCGGCUAAGAUCAGGCACAUGUUCGGUGGAGCAGCCGGGUACCGCUCAGGACGUGGGGAAGGUGGCGGCGCUUCGCCGUUGAUCAUCUACAACGACGGCGCCGCAGACAACCGCCGGUGGCAGCAGUUCUCACCCCGCGCCGGCGACAUCAUUGUCAGCAGUCCACCCAAGGCCGGUACAACCCUGACCCAAAUGUUGUGCGCACUUUUGGUGUUCGAUGGCCCCGAGUUCCCAGACUCACUCGAUCAGAUCUCGCCGUGGUUCGAUCAAAUCACCCGCUCCGAUGAUGAGGCGCUGGCAAUGCUUGAUGGCCAAACCCAUCGGCGCAUCAUCAAGACCCAUACACCGCUCGACGGCAUACCUCGCUUCGACGACACGACGUUCAUCUCUGUGCAUCGUGAUCCUCGAGACGUUCUGGUGUCAUGGAUCCACCAUGCGGCCAACAUCGAUGUCGAGAAGAUCUUGUCCGCGAUCGAUGCGGCAGGCUACUCGGAGCGCUUUCUCGAACAUCGACAGCGCCAGCCCGCAAGUUGGGAUGAUCGAUUCAGCCUGUGGCUCGACUUGUCUUGGGAGCACUCGGUGUUCUCGUUCGCUCGCAUUGCCCGCCAUGCAGUAGUCGCUGACGAACGGAGCGACGACGACAAUGUACUCGUGCUGCAUUUUGCAGACAUCGCUGGCGACAUAGAGAACGCGCUUGCUGCGAUUGGUGACGUGCUCGGGUUCGCGCUUUCCCCUCCCCGGCAGAAGGACCUUGCGGCACACGCGGCAUUCGACUCGAUGCGAUCCAACGCCGCGAAUCUCGCUCCGACGACGAAGGGACAGCUGGCCGACCCGGCCAGCUUCUUUCGAACUGGUGCCGGGGGCGACUGGCAGACCCUGGUGUCCGCAGAAGUUCUCGCUCGAUACGAAGGUGGUCGUGCACCGAAAAUGCAAAUGCUGCAUGCAGCCGCCUAG
Molecule: messenger RNA, 1002 nt
Organism: Nerophis lumbriciformis (worm pipefish)
Lineage: Eukaryota; Metazoa; Chordata; Actinopteri; Syngnathiformes; Syngnathidae
Source: RefSeq, a predicted model, not a curated record